AUGGAACCAAAGCAUCACCACCAGGAUUCGUGUCCUUCGCCGGCACCGAACCUUCCAUCUUCUUCUCUCUUCAGAGACAUCUCAAACUUUAAAACUCCAAAACAUCCAUCACAAACCCCUAAAUUCUGCACUCCAUACCCUCAACAAUUCUUCACCGCUUCCAAGAAUACCUCUCAUUCCUCAUCUUCUUCCACCUCUUUCCGACGGUGCCGUCCGGUGAUGACGGCCACUAAGGACAGGUCAAAGUCCAACGUAGCCCGAAGAUUGAAGGCUUUCGAGCUCGAACAGUCGAAGUCGGCCCGGAAAGCCCAAAUUGGGAAAGAAAAAUCUCUGAAAGUGCUUUCGAAAUCACUCACUGUUUGGCUUAAUUUUUUGUUCCAAAAUCCGAGAUCUUGUGGCGUUGAUAUAUCGAAGUUCACCGGCGAAAACGACUGGUUGAGUUCACCGGAUUCUGUGUCAGAAAAUAGGAAGAGGGACAGUUGGCCGGACAGUGGGGUUGGGGUAGAUAGGCCGUGGAGGGGCCCGAAACGACAGAGGGAUUUAUCGUGGAGCAAUGUGGCUGAUGAGAAUGAGCAAUUAUUUUCGGAUACGAAGUUUGGGGUUUUAAGGGCCUCAUUGCAAGAAGUUUGUAGUUUUGACGAUUUGAGAGAGAGAAUGCAGCUUUACUUGAGCUUGGCUAGUUGUAGAGAGAUUUUUGGUGUGAUGAAUCAACUAACAAAGAAUAUCGAUGAAGGAAGAUUAAAAAUGAGGGUGCAUUGCCCCACAGUAACCGAUGUUGGAAUGAAGAAGAAGGCCGUGAGAAUUUUGAUGUGUUAUAACCCUAUUUGGCUCCGGAUUGGUUUGUACAUAAUUUUUGGUGGUGACUCUAUGUUGCCGAAUGGGGAUGUCAAUGCCGAGCAAGAAAUUGCAUUUCUGAAAAUGGUUAUCGGUAAACAGUUUUUCUCGCAUGUUGGUCUAGCGAAAGCCUAUGCUUAUAAUAAAAUGGUUGAUGGUUUAUAUAGACCAGGCUAUUUUGAGAAACUGGGGAAUGUUAUCUUGAAGAGAUUUUUGUUGCUAGUUCUAGUACUUGAUAGAGCUAAAUGUCAGAGCAGUCUUCCUAUCAAGUAUGGAAUUGAUGGAUUAGAUGGCGGUGAUCUUCUUGCGCAUCUGGUUAUUGUUGGGUACAAAGUCUCUUACCAACAGGCUCCACUUAUUGAGUACGACUUUAGGGUCACAGAGUUAUUUCAAGAUCUCCAAGAUGGGGUCCGGCUCUGCAGAGCCAUUCAGCUCUUGCAACACGACUCCUCUGUUCUUGUGAAAAUGAUUGUUCCAUCAGAUACUCGUAAGAAGAGCUUGGUCAAUUGUGGGAUUGCCCUUCAAUAUCUAAAGCAGGCUGGUGUGCCUUUAUAUGAUGAAGAUGGAACAACAAUUAUGGGAGAAGAUGUUGUAAAUGGAGAUAAGGAGUUUACACUUUCUUUGCUCUGGACAAUGUUUGUUCACUUGCAGUUGCCUCUUCUGAUCAACAAAACGCUCUUAUCUGUGGAAAUUUCCAAAAUCCGUGGAGUUCGUGCGGAACAUUCAAAUGCUUGUACUCACUUGGACAUGCUUUUGAGUUGGAUCCAGGCAAUUUGUGAAAACUAUAAUGUCAUGGUUGAACAUUUUGCUUCAUUAGUUGAUGGAAAAGCCAUGUGGUGCUUGCUUGAUUAUUAUUUCCGUAAGGAACACCACUGUUCUUGUUCUUUUAAGGAUCUUAGAGAAACAAAUGGAGAAGCAUCUAUAAUGUCAGCUGCUGAAUAUACAGAUGCGGUGCACAACUUUAUACUCUCUCAGAAAUUGACUACAUUAUUGGGAAAUUUUCCAGAGGUUCUGCAAAUUAGUGACAUACUUGAACAUAAUGGUGCGUGCAAUGAUCGAAGCGUGGUCAUCCUAUUGGUUUUCCUCUCAUUUCAACUACUUGUGAAAAGAAACACGGACCAACUGAAUUUUCAUAAACUCUUGGGUUUUAACUGUCAAAGUCCAGAGAGGAAACGUUUAAGUACAGAACGGUGGUUUAUGCAUUCUGCUGCAGUGCUUAACCGAGAAGAAAUGAAUGGGAACAGCACUGAAGGUUGCCAGGAUUCCGUGAGAAAUUUUAAGGCCAUCAUGGCUUGGUGGCAAGAGAUGGCUCAAAGAAAUAGCAAUUUUGAUAUGAAACCAGAUACUCCAACUUUGCCAUCUAUCUCUAAUGGUAGACUGAGAAUUGAUGUUCAAAGAGGUAAUCAUUAUGUAACUCGCGUUGUAAUUCACAAUGAUGUUUUUUUUUGUAUCAACAUACCUUUCUCACUUCUCCUUAACCCCUUAUCCCUGGUACAAGGUACCUAA
This is a messenger RNA of Ilex paraguariensis (yerba mate), 2340 nucleotides long. NCBI's taxonomy places the organism in Eukaryota, Viridiplantae, Streptophyta, Magnoliopsida, Aquifoliales, Aquifoliaceae. The record is from the annotation of a GenBank genome assembly.